Vicia faba (fava bean) is the source of this 411-nucleotide messenger RNA. NCBI's taxonomy places the organism in Eukaryota, Viridiplantae, Streptophyta, Magnoliopsida, Fabales, Fabaceae. The record is from the annotation of a GenBank genome assembly.
AUGAUUUGUCAAUAUUCCACUAAUACACUAAGAAAAUUCUAUACUAGUAUACUAAUUUCAUUACCAAAAGAUAUAAUAAGGCAACUCUUCUCUGAGUGCCCCUCGGCAUACAUUAACAGUUCCCUUUUCCUUCUAGGGUGCGGAUCGGCACCCCCUUCCUCUCCACACGUGCUGUUCGACACAAUGCUUCCUGCCGAUCGUCACUUUCUUUUUCCUGCCUGUGCCGCACGGCACAGGCUUCUUCCCGUGGCUUCUGAAAUUUUUUAUUUUUCUUCUCCAAAAUUUUCCUUAGAUUCAUCAGUUUACCAAUUCAACAGCACAAGACAGUACCACAACAACAUAAAAAAAUUAUAUAAACAUGGAAUAAUUUCUCACAAGAAAACCCCAUUUGACAGAGACAACAACAUAUGA